AUGACGUCCACUACGGAACCAGCCGUUGCUCCUGCAGCGGUAGCGGCUGAAAAGAACGGCGCUCCUCCCAAACUCGACGUCGCGGCGGUCGGCGCCAAGAAGGAAGAGAGCCCCGUCAACGAUGGGAUCGACGAGGUCAACCCGGCCGACUUCGCCGGCGAGGUCGCGACCAGCAACGAGCUGCCGUCCGAUGCGACACUGAAGCGAGUCGAAGACUACGUCCUGCUGGACAAGCACGGCAAGUCGCACACGUUCAAGAGCCUGUACAGCGGCAAGGGCGUGGCCAGACGGGUCAUGAUCAUCUUUGUGCGGCACUUCCUGUGCGGUAACUGCCGCGAGUACCUGCGCCUGCUCUCCGAGACCAUCUCCACCGACGCCCUGCUGCGCCUGCCCGUGUCGACCUUCAUCGCCGUCGUCGGCUGCGGCGACCCCAACGCCAUCGACUUCUACGCCCGGUCGACGGGCUGCCCGUUCCCCAUCUACACGGACCCGUCGCGCAAGCUGUACGCCGAGCUGGGCAUGGUCAGCACGCUCGACCUCGGCAGGCGGCCGGCCUACACGCGCAAGGGCCUGCUGAUGAACUCGCUCGAGUCGGUGGCGCAGGGCCUCUUGAACAUCGGCAGCGGGCUCAUCGCCGGCACGGCCGCGGCGCGCCAGGUCGGCGGCGAGUUCCUGUUCGAGCCGCUGACCGUCUCGACGCCGACGGACGAGGAGGACCGGACGAUCGGGGCGCGCAGCCUGACGGGCAUGUCGGCCGCCGGGGCCGAGGAGGAGCACGCUGCCGCCGCCGCCGCCGACGGCAGGGGCGGCGGCGGCGCGACGGAGGAGAAGAAGGUUACGUGGUGCCACCGGAUGAGGACGACGAGGGGCCACGCCGAGAUCCCUGAGCUGAUGAAGGUGCUGGGCCUGGACGAGAAGGGGCAGCCGAUCGAGGGGCGGCAGCUUUGGUCGGAGGUGGCUUGCGGUGGUUGCAAGCUCUGGCUUCUCGAAUCGACCUGCACCCAUGUGUCACUCCCUACUGGCCCAGACCUCAUCUUCAUCCAAGCAAAGCGUGAGGAGGAAAAGGAGGAAAAGGCUAAGAAAUAA
Molecule: messenger RNA, 1086 nt
Organism: Thyridium curvatum
Lineage: Eukaryota; Fungi; Ascomycota; Sordariomycetes; Thyridiales; Thyridiaceae
Exons: 3
Coding region: 1-1086 (361 amino acids)
Source: RefSeq, a predicted model, not a curated record